Molecule: messenger RNA, 879 nt
Organism: Plasmodium yoelii
Lineage: Eukaryota; Apicomplexa; Aconoidasida; Haemosporida; Plasmodiidae
Product: PIR protein
Exons: 3
Coding region: 1-879 (292 amino acids)
Source: RefSeq, a predicted model, not a curated record
AUGGAUGAUGAUCUAUGUGGAAAAUUUGGUUCUUUGAUGCAGUAUUUACCUGAUAACUCGGAUAAGCCUACAAUACUCGAUUUUUAUGGAAAUAAGAAUUUCAAAAAUUACUGCCCUAAUGCAAAUUGCAAUACUGAACUCGAAAAAAUUACGAUUGGAUUUUUGUGGUUACUUGAACAAUAUGUUACUAUAUACCGAGAUAAAGGUUAUGGAGAUAAUACUAAUCCAUUUUUUCUAUAUAUGAUUUCAUGGUUUAGUUACAAAUUAAAGCAAAACUCCGAAAAUGAUUCCACCACAAUAAACGAUUUUUAUAAUAAACAUGUAAUUAAUAGUGGCAAAUAUAAUAAUUUUACAAGUGCUGCCUAUACAUAUACAGAUCUUGAGGAAAUCUUAAAAAAAAAAAAUGAUUUGUUGAAUAUUAAUAUUAAAAAUUUGUCUAAAUUUUAUGAUGCAUUUAAAUUAUUAUGUAGUAUGUAUGGUGAUAUUGUAACGAGUAAAAAUAGCGAAACAUUGUCAGAUAAUGCGAAUAAAUUUGUUAAAAAAUAUCAAGAACUUAAAAGAGAUUCUAAUCAUACUGAUGACAGUUCAUAUAAUCAAAUAUUGUCUACUUUAUCAACUGAUUAUGAUAAAUUAAAAACUAAAUGUAACAGUAUUACACUUCCAGAUAUAACAACACAUAUUUCUGCACUAACAUCUGAAGAUACAUCAUCAAGUUCGUCGAUAGGAAACAGAUUAUUUGCAGUUUUAUCGAUAUUUGGUGCAAUAGCAUUUUUUUUAGGAAUUUCUUAUAAGUAUUCGUUAUUUGGAUUUCGGAAACGAGCUAAAAAACAAUAUUUAAGAGAAAAAAUAAAAAAUAUAAAGAAGAGAAUGAAUCGUUAA